Molecule: messenger RNA, 1742 nt
Organism: Branchiostoma floridae (Florida lancelet)
Lineage: Eukaryota; Metazoa; Chordata; Leptocardii; Amphioxiformes; Branchiostomatidae
Source: RefSeq, a predicted model, not a curated record
AGUUUGGGUGAUGGCAAGCAGCAGAUGCUGAAGAUGCAUCGUGAUGCUAUGGAGUCCUACCAGAAAGAAGUUGAAGAUCUGAAAGCAGAUUUGAGCAGAACAGAACACCAGUUAAGGGCCAGGAACACAGAGGUUGAGCAGCUGAAGGCGAACCUGAGCCACCUGCGGCUGCGGUACACGGAGGACGUCCAGGGGAGAGAUGCUCACAUGCACGAGCUGCAGAGACAGGUCACCGACCUGCAGCACUACUGCAACAGUGCAGAGGAGAGGUACUUCUACUCCCUGGUGAUUGGUGUGAAGCUGAACAUGUCUGCACAAGGUUACAGGACAAUGCACAUAAACCAGCUCAAACCACAGACGCUGUACGAGAGAAUCCGGAGCACGGGCACGAGUGUGGAACACUGGCCGGGGUGGGUGGCUCGGGAGCUGGCCUCAAUCGCACAGCCUCUGACCAGGCAGUAGACACUGCAAGAUGUCUCUAACAACUUCUUGCUUUCAGGCCACAUAGAUUUAAUGAUGUGAGUGACACUCUUCCUCUGGACUGAUAUUUGAGGGUAAAACUUUAUCCUGUGUCACAAUGACAUGUGCUCAUUUCCAAUAAUCAUGAAAUUCAAUAUACAUGUAUUCCUCCAUUUGUGAGUAGUUUUAGGAAGGGGUCACAUUUGAUGAUGACUCAUAACAACUUCUCGAUUUCCAAAAACCUGUAACUACGAGAUAUACAUGAUGUUUCGGAGCACAUACCAAUCUUUUAAAAGGAGGAACAGGGUCUUUUUAGGAUGUAGGUGUCAUUCAUGAAAUCAUGUAUAUGUGGCUGUAUUUUAAUCAAGAAUGUGAACAUUGCAGGCCAGAUUCACAAAUACAUGUAACUCUUUUCAGAACAGAUUUACAAAUGUCAUCGUUGAAUAUAUUAUGUAUAUAUUUUGGGUCAUUGUCACAAAGGUAAUUGUUAAGCUCAUCAAAUGAUAAGCUCAUCACAUAUUUUAUAUUGAUUUCAAUUGAUGGAUGCAAUAUUUUCUCAAUGGAGUGUGUACAUAGCAAUGCGAUUGAUACAAUUGAUAAGCUUGUUAUGGACUGUAUGAUCCAAAAGGAUAAUAUCACUGCCUUACUAAGAAAUUUAUGAAAGGCGUAAAAUUAAUUAUUGUUAAAUUAACAGGUUCACAGCCUGGUAAAGACUUUCAUGGUGUGAAACUGUAAUUGUUUGACGCAAGCUGCCUGGCAACAACAAAAAAUAUUAUAUUGUUAAGGACAAUAAAAUAUGUCCUCACUCUUUGAAUGCAUGGAAUAAGAUGAAUCUAUUUAAAUGUGAGAAUGGGUACUAAGAACAGGAUCGACUAUUCGAAGCUUUGGCGAGAGAUAUCCACUUGUCAUUUUUUAAGAUUUACUUCUUCCAUGAAUAGAAAGAAACUGUGUAAGAACUAGUAUUCUAUGACGAGUGAAGGAAAUCCUAGUAAUAUUAGAUUCAGCUUAGAUCUUAUCAAAUGAUAGAUAUCUUACCGUAUAUCUAUCAUAAUUAUCUAUCCAAGAACACAAGAGAAAAUGGCUUAAAACUGUGGAUGUGACAUGUGUUUUUACAGAAAUGAAAGCGCAUGUUUCUUUUAUACAAUGUAUAUUGUAAUAAGUCUAUAGUGUUCUCUGUAGAAUAUUACCUCUGAGCCUUAAGAACAACUGGAUGGAAACUAAGAACAGAAAUUCUUUGUACGUGAACAGAUCUAAUUUUGAUUAAACCACUUUUUGGGAAAUAC